Phyllotreta striolata is the source of this 1789-nucleotide messenger RNA. The record is from the annotation of a GenBank genome assembly. Lineage: Eukaryota; Metazoa; Arthropoda; Insecta; Coleoptera; Chrysomelidae.
ACAGAAGACACGUUUUUACAUUUACAACAAUUUAUUUUUCGAACGUUGUAAAAAUUCGAAAAUGAGCAAGAACAAAGCCGCAGGAAAAAAUAACGAUCUCAGUGAAGAGCACGCGAAGAAGAUGAAAAGUAAUUUAUCAUUUUGGUCGCCUUUGAACGAUAAUUUCAAUCCUCCCAAUAAAGAAUCGGCGUGUACUUGGCAUAAAAAUGCCGAUAAAGGAACUACUCCCCAUACAACGAAAGAUUGGAGGAGGAAUUCCAAGAUUCUUCCUAAUGCUAUCGCUGCAAUUGGUAAUACCCCGAUGAUAAAACUAAAUAAAAUACCAGAGGAAGAAGGUUUAAAAUGCGAUGUUUACGUAAAAUGCGAAUUCUUCAACCCCGGCGGUUCAGUAAAAGACCGCAUCGCCCUGAGAUUGGUCGAAGACGCCGAAAAACAGGGCCUCCUCAAGCCCGGCUACACCAUCAUCGAGCCCACGUCCGGAAACACCGGCAUCGGCCUGGCUUUGGCGGCCGCCGUUAAAGGUUACAGGUGCGUCAUCGUGAUGUCGGAGAAAAUGUCCAACGAGAAGGUCUCGAUUUUAUCAGCACUCGGAGCAGAAAUCGUCAGGACUCCGGUGAACGCCGAUUCGAAUUCGCCGGACGGAAUGUUCGGUGUGACUCACAGACUCAGCAAGGAAAUUCCCAACUCGAUUAUCCUGGACCAAUACUCAAAUCCUGGUAACCCGCUGGCCCAUUACGAUACCACGGCUGAAGAAAUUUACGAUCAAUGCGACAAAAACGUGGACAUGAUUGUAAUCGGCGCCGGUACGGGCGGUACAGUCACCGGAAUCGGUAGAAAAUUCAAGGAGAUCUCCCCGAACACCAAAAUCGUGGCUGUCGAUCCCGAAGGAUCGAUUCUAGCCCUACCGGAUUCUAUUAAUCGAACCGAUGUUGGUUUCUACGAAGUCGAAGGUAUCGGCUACGAUUUUCUACCAACUGUACUCGAUCGAAGCGUGGUGGACUUGUGGAUUAAAACGAACGAUAAAGAAUCUCUACCCAUGGCCAGAAGAUUGAUAAAAGAAGGACUGUUAGUGGGUUCCAGCAGUGGUGCUGCUGUAGCAGGAGCCAUAAGAGCGGCCAAAAACCUCGAGGCUGGUAAGAAAGUCGUCGUGAUCCUUCCUGAUAGUAUAAGAAAUUACAUUACGAAAUUCGCUUCGGACCAAUGGAUGGUGGCAAGAGGGUUUAUCAAGCCGAAUAAUACUCUAAAUCAUUGGUGGUGGGAUAAGAGCGCAUCUGAAUUGAACAUGGAUUUGGUAAAGGUGGUUCCUGCUAGUGUUACUUGUAAAGAAGCGUUGAACGGUAUGAAUAAAUCGUCGAAUAAAUACGAUCAAUUGUGUGUAGUGGAUAAAGUUGGAAAUAUAAUGGGCAUAUGUACAUCGCAAUUAUUAAUGGAAAAACUGUUGAAUGGAAGGAUUAAACUGAACGAGAGUAUCGAGACUUGCAUUAUUAGAAUUUAUCCAAAAGUUGAAACGAAUACUAAAUUAAGUGUUGUGUCCAAAAUACUAGAAAGAGAAUCAUAUGUUUUGGUUCUUGAUAAACAGGGAGAUGCAGAAAAGCCAGUGGGAAUAAUUAAACCUUUGAAUUUGCUACAAUUCAUUCACAAUAACGAGUGAGCUAGUCCAAAAAAAUGAAGAAAUGAUGAAUUGGUCUUAAAGAUUUUGAAUUGAAUUUGUCUAUUUAGAUUUAAACAAUUUAAAUAAUUGUAGAAUGCAUUUAUGUUUUCUGUUUUGAAAUAUAACUUUUGAACUUUC